Molecule: messenger RNA, 321 nt
Organism: Seminavis robusta
Lineage: Eukaryota; Bacillariophyta; Bacillariophyceae; Naviculales; Naviculaceae
Source: the annotation of a GenBank genome assembly
AUGUCCAUUACAUGGGCUCAAUUGCUCAAAAGGGUCGUAUUCAAUGUACUCGUCAGUGUUGAGGUUGAAAUAUCCAAACCCUGUAGAAAACCAAUAACACUCCUCCUUGCUAUCGUCCAUCCAUCGCUCUCGGAUUUCUUUACGCCAGCUAUCUCCUUCAAACGCAAAGAAGAAAGUUGCCAAGGCCAACAGUUGUUUCUUCCUCCAUUCUGGCAAGUUGGUGAUGUUCCGGUGGUUGGAGAGCCACAUGAGUGCUUGAGAUUGGGGUGUACUGAAAUUUCUCAGGCUUUCCAAAGUAUAGUUGGGAAGAUCUUCCAUUAG